CACCUAUGUUACUAUUUAAGACCUUGAUAGUGGGCAAUCAACAUUAUCUCUUGGUUAGUAACCUACCAUGAUGAACUCAGUCGUUUAUGGAGUUUUGGUUUGUGCCCUCGGAAUCGUGGGAAUUUAUGGGCAAGAUGUAACUCCUGCACCAAACGAUGUUACAUCUAUAUAUCAAGCCAUUGACGUGACGACUUCUAAGGCCAGGGAGGGAAUUAAAGCUUCCGAACUUGAAGCAGCAAUGGAUGACAUUAGAAAUAAGGCGGAUGAAUAUUUGAAUGAAAAAGGUGCCAAAGUGGAGAAACAAGACAUAGUAAAUCUAUUGGCUGAGGUCACAUCCAAAUACAAUCAAGGAAUUGUUUUAUCAACGUUUCUAGAAGAUCCCUUAGUUCAAGAAGGUCGAAAGGUCAGCGCUGGACUGUACACUCUUAACGAGCUGUCCAGAAGGCUGAAGGAAGCAGACAACGAGACUUUGAUCAACACUCUAGUGGCAGCAGUUCAAUACACAGCUGGGGCUAUAAAAGGAAUUGUUCUUACAGCCGAGGCAAUCUACACCUACAACAGGGACGACUCGAACAAUGGAAACAGUCUGAACAAGAGAUGGGAAGUCACUGGAACCGAUGACGAUGAUCUAAGCAGAAGAGUCUUGCCUACUCGUACCCGUUUUGGUACUAAAUUUAGUCGUCCAGUAGUGUCUAAGAGACAAUGGAGAGCGGGUGUGAGCGCUGGGUACAGCUCAGGAGGAGGCUUUAGCGCUGGAGCCUCAUUGAGCUACACGUGGAGAGGAUAAAAGCUGGACCUUAAGGAUCUCAUAUUAAAAAAAUUCAAAUAAAUGAUAAAAACCAUGAUGAAACAACAACAACAAUCUUAUUCUUUUAAAACCUAACAUGCCUUUAAUUAUUUAAUUCAAUAAAUAUUUAAAAUAAUUCGUUAAAAAA
This is a messenger RNA of Biomphalaria glabrata, 935 nucleotides long. RefSeq lists its product as uncharacterized. Bases 68 to 787 code for a protein of 239 amino acids. The record is from RefSeq and is a predicted model, not a curated record. Lineage: Eukaryota; Metazoa; Mollusca; Gastropoda; Planorbidae. The transcript is spliced from 10 exons.